UGCCUUGCGCAUGCGCGCGGCUCACUGAUGCUGAGUUAGCAGCAAAUGGCGUUGUUCAGUGUCGACCAUGGUAGAGCUCCAUGAUUUACCGUAGUGACUAGCGGCAAGAAAGAAACGAUCGCUUGAUGUUCGUGCACACCUCCGGCGAAAUUGGAGACCUUCAGUGAAAAAAUCAGUGCUCGAACUGGUACUGUUAAGGAGAUAGCGGGUUUAAAGAAGAAGAAGAAUAUGAUGACACGAAAAUCGUGAAAUCGUGUAUGAGCGGAUUCUCCCGUGGACGACUGAAGUCACCGUCCUACACAUGUCAGGUCAGUGGACCUGGUCUAACAUCAGCCACAGUCAACCAACAACACACGUCCUAGUCCAACUAACUGACUCUAGUGGUAGACCAUACUCACUUCCACUGAAUGUCACCGCACAACUUGAGCUCGUUUCAAAAGCCACAAGAACUACAACAAGGUGGCCCAAUGAAUCGCGUGUAUCAGUUACCAUGACGUCUCCCUCCCAAUACGAGGUGUCGUACACACCAGUCAGUCGAGGCCAACACAAACUCCAUGUUCAAGUCAAUGACAAAGAAAUCAAUGGCAGC
Messenger RNA from Geodia barretti, 589 nucleotides. The record is from the annotation of a GenBank genome assembly. NCBI's taxonomy places the organism in Eukaryota, Metazoa, Porifera, Demospongiae, Tetractinellida, Geodiidae.